AUGUUGCAGUGCCCCUUGCCCGACAACGUCUCCGAUAUCCUCACCAUUUGUAUGGAUUUUAUUCAGCCGAAGGGACGAGCCAUUGUCGUCUCAUCUGUGCUUGAUUGCAAGAUGGCACGCACUCGAUUUUCACGCCUCCGCGAGCUCCUGCGCGAGCUGGACGCCCCCAGCCUUCACUGCGCUCAUGCGCUGUACGACGAGCGCUUAGUGAUUGGGAUUUGUCAGGACUGGGUGCACGACAACCUCAGAACAUCAGACCUUGUAGGCCCUCAAUCUGUCCACGCGGAGAGCAAGGGCGCUCUCCUCCACAUGGUCUUCGCAGACGCAGGCGACAAGCUCGAGCUCGUCGUCGUCGAGGACAUCACCGUCCCGGGCGCGUUCGACGACGCCGUCCUCCACACCGCCUCCCCCUUCCACUUCCACGCCGACGACCUCGCGAAGCUUAUCACACCCGCCGUUGCCGGCAUGACCGGCAUCCUAGCCUCCGCUGCUGCGCACGCCGGCCUGCACCUCCAGCGCGUCGUCGUCAUGAGGCCGUGCGCCGCCAGUGCUCACCCCGGGCGAUGCCUCAGGACGCGUGUUCGCCGAGACGGACUGGAACGAGGCGAGGUCGAGGCCGUCGGGUGCGCCGUAGAGAAGUACAUCUUGGUUGGGAGCACGGCAUCGCCCAUCAAAUCAUGA
Molecule: messenger RNA, 681 nt
Organism: Epithele typhae
Lineage: Eukaryota; Fungi; Basidiomycota; Agaricomycetes; Polyporales; Epitheliaceae
Exons: 8
Coding region: 1-681 (226 amino acids)
Source: RefSeq, a predicted model, not a curated record